AAAGAGUUGUAUACUGAGGGGACACGCCUGGUGAGGGGGGAAGCGCGGCUAUUUCUGUAGGUGUUGUGUCCCGACACCCCCCUUGCAGGUGGGCUGCUCCACUUCCUGCCUACCCGCUCUCGGAUGGUCGGGACCGGGCGGAGCCGUUGUUGUGGCCCCCCCAGAGCCGCCCCCGCCAUGAACUGCCGCGCGGAGGUGCUGGAGGUGUCGGUGGAGGGGCGGCAGGUGGAGGAGGCCAUGCUGGCUGUGCUCCACACCGUCCUCCUGCACCGCAGCACCGGCAAGUUCCACUACAAGAAGGAAGGCACCUACUCCAUCGGCACUGUCGGCACCCAGGAUGUGGACUGCGACUUCAUCGACUUCGCCUAUGUCAGAGUCUCCUCAGAGGAGCUCGACCGGGCCCUCCGCAAGGCUGUCGGAGAGUUCAAGGACGCACUGCGCAACUCGGGCAGUGAUGGGAUGGGGCAGAUCUCCCUGGAGUUCUACCAGAAGAAGAAGUCACGUUGGCCCUUCUCAGAUGAGUGCAUCCCCUGGGAGCUGUGGACCAUCAAGGUGAACGUGGUGAACCUGGCCAACGAGCAGGAGCGGCAGAUCUGCCGGGAGAAGGUGGGCGAGAAGCUUUGCGAGAAGAUCAUCAACAUCGUGGAGGUGAUGAAUCGCCACGAGUACCUCCCCAAGAUGCCCACCCAGUCGGAGGUGGACAACGUCUUCGACACCAGCUUGAAGGAUGUGCAGCCCUACCUCUACAAGAUCUCCUACCAGAUCACGGACUCCUUGGGCACCUCGGUCACCACCACCAUGCGCCGGCUCAUCAAGGACACGCUGGCUCUGUAGGCUCACCCCAUGGCAUGGUGGCACCUCACCAGCACAGCUCAUGGAUUUUUGGGUUGGCGUCUUCUUGGAUUCCUCCUCUCCACCUCCAAGAAGCCUCUGUGAGAACCUGGGCUUCUCCUGGCUCUUAAUUGGGGGUUGCUGCUGGUUUGGUUUACACUCGCCUGUCCUGGAGAACCGGCUGGGUGGCUCCCAGGUUGGUUGAGGGGUGGGAGCCGCUGUGGUUUCCGCACCGCGGCGCUGGGGAUUGGCACAGAGCAGCAGUGACGGCACCCAAAUCCCAUCCAGCCCUGCCUGUGGCUGCGCCCGCAGCCAGUGUUCAUCCCUCAACACUGCGUGUCCCCUGGUCCUGAGCCGAGCUCGCUGCAGUUCUGGGGCAAAAAUAAAGCGUUUCUCCUUUC
Cuculus canorus (common cuckoo) is the source of this 1232-nucleotide messenger RNA. It is a transcript of the gene ATG101, whose product is annotated as autophagy related 101. The transcript has 3 exons. NCBI's taxonomy places the organism in Eukaryota, Metazoa, Chordata, Aves, Cuculiformes, Cuculidae. Gene Ontology annotation, cellular component: phagophore assembly site. The record is from RefSeq and is a predicted model, not a curated record. Gene Ontology annotation, biological process: autophagosome assembly; autophagy. Bases 124 to 834 code for a protein of 236 amino acids.